AUGUCUCCUCAAGAUGACGACUCGCCCCGCAGUUCCCGUCCUCGCGCGAGCACGAGCUCCUUUCCACAGUUGCCCUGGCGUCGACCCAGAUCAGGCUCUGUCACAGCACCGACGCAGCCUGCCCCGCCGACCCCUGCUCUUACCCUAGAGGCGCUCAUUGAAGCUCUUACACCGCCAGCCGUGCCCUCGCUCUCCCAUGCACGGAACCUAUGCAACGUGCUCACUACCCAAACACCAAGUCCUCGCUACGCCGUCCUAAGCCCGAUCGUGGCUUCACUCUCCUCCUCUGAUUCGCCUCCGUCCCUGCAAGCCGCCGGAUACGAGAUACUGGGCACGUAUUGGAAGCAUUCCGGCUCUUCCAUCCUCACUACUGCUGAUAGGCUCUCGUGCUUAUCCUUGUUCUUCAACUCGGCUGUUCCAUGGUCGACUGAACUCUGGGAACCGCGCUUCAACGCUCUGGUCGCGAUCAUCCAGUCAGGUGCCGAGACGGUCGAGAUGGAGAGUGACCUCCUCAAGGUACUGCGGUCGUGGAUAGAGGGGGCAUUUGAGGGGCUCACGCGCAGAGAGCCGCCCUCUGCGGAUGAAUGGGAGGAACGGGAACGCAGCGUAAAGCUCCUGACCGAUUUUCUGACAACCCUGGUAGGCAAGGCCGAGUUUGUGUCCAGGCUCUCAGAAGAGGACACGUCCGAGGUGCUCAAUCUAUGGGGGAGGCUGAUAGAUCGUGCGCUCUCUGUCUCUUCCGAGUCUUUUCCCUUGCCGUCGAUGCCAGCUUCUCCGGUGAAUGACGUACAUGCGUCGAAGACGACUUCGCCGAGCAGGUUGCACUUGGCCCACCGGCGGCAUCAAUCGUCGAUUUCCAUCUCUCAGAUGAGGGAGCGGAGGCAUCCAGCCGACAUGAUCGUUGAAGCGUACGUCACGUACUUGGCGACGCGGCUCACUGCCCUUGCCCCACACUACCUCAAAAGUAUUCUACCUCUUCUCUUCCGCUGUCUAGCGUAUUAUUCCACUCCCCUGCCGCGCAUAGCGCUGUCGUCGAACCCGCUCCAUCACCAUCCCCUCGAGAAGCUUGUCACACAGACGCUCAAAGAUCUCGUUUCCGGCCCGUACUCCUCCUCCUGCACGAUCCUCGUCAAACGUUACCUCUUCCCGCCCCUGCAGGCCUGCGUGAGCGGCGACGCACAGAGGUCCGUCGGUGCGCUGCGCACGUUGCGCCUCUCCAUUCGCGAUACGCUCUCCGGACGGCUCGUGCGCGCGUUCAUCACACGAGCGAACGCCACGGAGUACACGCCGGCGGGGGUGCUGACGCGCAUCGACCUCGAGCAGGACUCUCUGGCGCGCGCGUACGCACAGGACGAGCUCGCCUCGUGGGAUUUGCUGAAGUUCCGUGGCGUGCUCUGCCGUGCGAUCAAGGCGUGGGUGGAGGCGCCGGAGGAGGGCGAGGGCGAGCAGGGUGCGCCGACGGCAGCGCGGGAGCAGGUGCUCACGGAGGCAGCGAACAUCGUGAAGGACGUCGUGCAGGCGCUCGAUGCGCGGGACGAAGACGAUGAAGUGGACGACGAUGAGGUGGAUGCGGUUGGAGACAUUCUUCGCGCUCUCGUCGUGUAUGUGCAGCAUUUAACGGACCAUGAUGGCAUGCCCGUAGUACUCUCGCUUUCGCGCGUGGACGAUACGACACCCCUCCUUGCGGCGAUCUCGACCCUCCUCGGACAGGAUCUAAACACGACUGCGAUCUAUCCCGUUCUCCCGGGCAUCCUGCUCUCCGUCGCAGGCCACAUUCCGGAUGCGGAUACCGCAAUUCUGCUGAAGACGAUGUCGGAGCGUCAGAGCCUGUCGCCGAUGUCCCCUGGGUGGCUCGCACAUUGGAGCAGCGUCCUCGCGAUCCCGGGUCUAUUCAGGUCAUCGCGCGUGUCAACACGAGAGCACGCAAUGUCAAUAUUAGACGCGGUGUGGGAGUUCGUGAAGGACAUCCCGGACUACCGUCGGCCGCUUGCGAAGCUUGUGUUCGAGUUCUGGCAGCAGCAGACAGAAGGACGGACGGAAGACGUUGCGAUGAGCGUCGUGUUCCGCGUCCUCGGUGACGAGGUCAUAUGCCGGAGUGCGGAGAGCAACGCGGAUACGAGCGGGGAGUCAGAGGAUUCCCAGGUCGCCGAUCAAAUUCUGUACUUCUUAACGAGACUCGCGGGAGAGAGGGAGGAUGAGGAGGAUGACGCGGCAUCCAUCAGAACGACGGAUGCGCCUAUGUCGAUGUCCCCGCAGGCGUCGCAUAUGGCGUCGACCGCGUCCUCGCCGACUCUGGUAAGGUCGCAGACGGAGCUUCCUGUGAGGGAGAGAGACGGAGGACUACCGUCUUUAUCGGCGAUGUCGUCGUUCCUCACCAACACAUUCAAUACCGGUCAUUCCUCUCGUUCGCAGUCACAACCUCGGCCGUCGUUAGACAGUGCACCCUCGACGGAGUCGCCGCCCGCUUUACCAGCAGAGGCGCCGUCGAUGCUCAAGUCUGUGGGUGCUGUAGCGGCACUAGCGUCUGUCUUCAGUCAGCUCGCGUUCACACCACUCGUACACAUCGAAGAAAAUAUGCUCCUCGCCAGACGUGUUUUCGAAACCUUGAUCGAGCUCCUUGGGACAGCGGAGUGCAUCCGAGCGAGGCUGACGAUCCUGCAGUUCAUCAUGCGCUUCCGCGUGGAUCGGGACCAUAAGCUAUACUACGCAAGCCGGGAGAGUUACGACAAGGAUGGGAAUAUCGCCUCGCUCGCUGCGCUUAUCAAUCGUAAUCCUAACCAUCCCGCGACCGCCGAACAAGUGACUCCUACCCAGGAGGUCCGCACGGCGCGUCCUCGAGUUCCGCAGGAACGCGACGGGAGGAGGCCGUCCCGGGGUAGAGGCGGACAGCCGGCGAAGAUGGAGUCGCGAAGCCGUUCAAGAACGAAUCCGCGGCUUGUGUCCGCGCCUGCGUCUCUCCGCCAGUUCAAGGCGAGAGAUCCUUUGUGGUUGCUUCCUGAAACCCCACCGUUCACCAUCGACCUCGUCGAUACUCCGAGCGAGGUGAUCAUGUCAUAUGACCCUUCUGGACCGAAGGAUGGCGUCGUUCUUCCGUGGUCGAAGUACCUGCGGAGGCUGGUCGAGAUGGUUGAAGGCGAGAAGGAGUGGGAGGUCCUGUCAUAUGUGCUCUGCCACCUCCCGACACAGCUUGCCAACAAGCAUCUGUUCUGCGGGCCGAAGUCGAAAAUCGUGCUGGGCGAGAUGGUUCAUGCCAUCUGUACGGGCAUCCUGAACAACAAUCUAGCCGGGCAUAUCGAGCGUUGGCCGGACAACCUCAUUCCGAGAGAUGCACAUGGUCUGGCGUAUCAUACGUUGACCGUGUUGAUCAGCUACAAGCGCUGCUUCCCGGACUUACAUGUUCGGCACCUGGUAGUGGAGGCCUUUCUGCAGGGGCUCAGCGGGCAGUCGUCUACGAUCAAGUGCUGUCUGCAUGCAUUGUCACUGUCUGCGUUCGAGUUACAGCCCUCGAUGACGAGGUAUUUGUCCACGAUCCUCAAGAAGUUGUCGGAUAUCAUGUCGAAUCCGGCUAUGGCAGUUCACAUCAUCGAUUUUCUGGCUAUCGUCGGGUCCGUUCCUACCCUACACUCGAACUUCACGGAAGACGACUACAAGAUGGUCUUCGGCGUGGCGCUGCAAUAUCUGCAACACUACAAUCACUCCAACGACAUGCCUAUAUCCGGGGCUCUGGCGCAGCAUGUUCGAAUCAUGUCAUACUACAUCGUCUACCUCUGGUUCCUCGCGGUGGACCUCCACGACCGCCCUCGGCAUAUCAAGUACAUAUCGAGGCAACUGUUGCUGGCAAACGAGGGCAGAGAGGAGAUUGAUGAACCUACGGAAGUGUGCUUUGACUGGCUUGCGCGCUACACAUACGCCAGUGCCGAUCCUCGUCCCGCCGAGUCGAUGCUCAACGACAUCGUCAUGAAUCCCAGCGUGCAGCAGCAACACCACGAGCCUGCUGUUAGCGAGAAGUCCUGGAUCGGUGGUACUGCCGUCAUCACAGUGCGCACCUUGGCUAGGCGUGGUUGGAUGGAGGUGAUCACCCGCCGCUCAUCUGGUCUCACGAAGUUCCUCUGCAGAGCGGAGAACGUCCCGAUGGUACCCGUUGGGGACGUUGACCCCGACAUGGCUUCCGUUGCGGCGACAUUGACGCUAGACCGAGGAUUCCAUAGCAGAGGUGUAGAGGAGUGGCACGAGAAUCGUCAUCGCAGGGUGAAGAGUCUGUCAUGUGAGUUGAGAUUCUCUGUAUUAAGGACUUCGCUCAUAUGGGCCCAGCAUGAGCUUCAGAGCAACAUGGGCGGUCCCACAGAGGAUGAAGCUUUAAAACCAGACCCUAUCACCGGUUACAUUUGGAGCGGGUCUGCUCCGUCGCAAAGGCGGAAGAAUGUCGCCAUCGAUCCAGCCUAUUUUGCCCUGCAGCUCUCCUCUUAUCCUGACAACGUCUCCUCUGCCAAGCUGCGUCCAGUGACCGAUUCCAAUCGACUGCAGAGCUUCUUUCGCAGUCUCGACCGUAUGCCGGUGAUCGACACGCACAAAGUCGGCAUCAUGUACGUGGCGCCGGGCCAGCGAGAAGAAAGCGAGAUCCUCCGUAAUAGUCACGGAUCGCCUGCCUACAGCCGCUUUUUGGAGGGUCUCGCACGGCUGAUCAAUCUUCGCGGACAGAAAGAUGUCUACGCUGGAGGGCUCGAUCCAGACGAUGACGGCGAGUAUGCGUAUGCAUGGUGGGAUGACACUGGCCAGAUCCUAUUUCACACGGCGACGCUUAUGCCUGCUUCGGACGCGAACUGUCUGAACAAAAAAGCGCACAUCGGAAAUGACUUCGUUCGGAUCGUCUGGAACGAUUCGGGCAUGCCUUACAGAUUUGAUACCCUGGCCACGCAGUUUCAAUUCGUCAACAUUGUCAUCGAGCCUCAUUCUCGCGGUGCCAUUGCCGCGUUCUCAAACAACCUGCACGAGAACGAGUACUUCAAGGUCAUCGUGCAGCGCGCAGAAGGGAUGACGGAGUUCACCCCCAUCGGUGACUUCAAGCUGAUUUCGGCCGAAAAACUUCCGCUUCUCGUUAGGCAGUUGAGCCUGCUCACCGACUGGUUUGUAUCCGUGUAUCAACAUACGAAGAACGACACAGAACGGACGGAAAUGGUCACGAACUGGCGUUCGCGUUUGCAGGCCAUCAAGAGGUUCCGCGCGCAGAUGCUGUCUCAGCAACCGUUCACCGACGAUGUCGCAAAAGAGCAAGGCCCCAAGGCACAGCUGUACCGCGACUUCACGACGAUAUAUUAG
Molecule: messenger RNA, 5316 nt
Organism: Fomitopsis serialis
Lineage: Eukaryota; Fungi; Basidiomycota; Agaricomycetes; Polyporales; Fomitopsidaceae
Exons: 2
Coding region: 1-5316 (1771 amino acids)
Biological process (GO): negative regulation of TOR signaling; positive regulation of GTPase activity; regulation of small GTPase mediated signal transduction
Cellular component (GO): cytoplasm; nucleus; TSC1-TSC2 complex
Molecular function (GO): GTPase activator activity
Source: RefSeq, a predicted model, not a curated record